AGACAACCUCUGGAUAUGACGCUGAGCACAUGCACACAACUUCUUUGGUCGACCAUGGCAAGGCCUGUUCUGAGUAGAACCUGUCUUGUUAAACCGCUUAUUAGGCUAAAGAUGUUGAUUAAGUCGUAAAGGGGUGUAGUAUUACGUAUUUACUUUACUAGGGGAGAUAAUAGGGGAGGGUUUUCCACGUCUCUGAUUCACACUCCAGUCCAGUAGGGGGCGGUAAUGUACAUUAAAAGUAAUAUACAAUUUGAAAUCCACAGAGGUAGAAGAACAACUGGCACGAGUGCAUUAUCUUGGAGAUGUUGGUUUAGUUUUCAAGACAUCAGGAAUAUUUGGUGAAAUACGAACAGAAAUCAGAGUAGCUAAAAUUCACAGGGAGGACAAUACCAGCCUGCUGCUCUCCUUCCACACUGAGAUCAAACAAGAGUCACUGGAUUCUGGUUGUGACAGUGGAGCUUAAUGUUUAUUGGUGGAUUCAGAGAUGACAUCAAUGAAGCAGGAAGACUGCAGUCAAACAGUGGGACGGAAUGGUACCGUUAAAGAUGUGGAGAAGGAUGGAGUUAUCAUUACAAAUGGAGGGGUGGAUUUUCUUGUUCAAGAUGGGAUUCCUGAAGUGGAGACCGUAGGAAAGAAACAACAGGAAGACUACAGUCUUAAGAAGUCCCACCACUGCCCCCACUGUGAAAAACGUUUCUUAUUUCUGUCACUGUUAAAAAGACACAUUAACAUGCACACAGGUGAGAAGCCUUACUCUUGUUCUGACUGUGGGAAGAGUUUCUCUCAAUUUGGUGGUCUUAAAGCUCACCAGCGCAUACAUACUGGUGUGAAACCUUACUCCUGUUCUGACUGUGGGACGUGUUUCAUUACAUCCUCUCAACUUACUGUUCAUCAGAAAGAGCGCACAGGUGAGAAGCCGUACUCCUGUUCUGACUCCGGGAAGUGUUUUAUUAGAUCCUCUGAACUUACUACUCAUCAAAGAGUGUACACAGGUGGGAAGCUGUACUCCUGUUCAGACUGUGGGAAGAGUUUUAAUACAUUAUAUGGACUUGGUAGUCAUCAGAGAGUACACACAGGUGAGAAGCCUUUCUCUUGUUCUGUCUGUGGGAAGAAUUUCUCUCAGUUAGGCGGUCUUCAAGCUCACCAGCGCACACAUACUGGAGAGAAACCUUACUCCUGUUCUGAUUGUGGGAAGUCUUUUGUUACGUCUUCUCAACUUACAGUUCAUAAGAGAGUGCACACAGGUGAGAAGCCCUACUCCUGUUCUGACUGCGGGAAGUGUUUUAUUAGAUCCUCUGAACUUACUACUCAUCAGAGAAUGCACACAGGUGUGAAACCGUACUCCUGUUCUGAUUGCGGGAAGCGUUUUAUUAGAUCCUCUCAACUUACCAUUCAUCAGAGAGUGCACACGGGUGAGAAGCCUUACUCUUGUUCUGACUGUGGGAAGUGUUUCAGUACAUCGUCUCAAGUUAAUAGACAUCAGAGAGUGCAUACAGGAGAGAAGCCUUUUUCCUGUUCCCACUGUGGGAAUAUUUUCUCUCUAUUAGAUAGCCUUAAAACUCACCAGCGCAUUCAUACUGGAGAGAAGCCUUACUCCUGUUCUGACUGUGGGAAGGGUUUCGUUACAUCGUCUCAACUUAGUAGACAUCAGAGAGUGCAUACAGGAGAAAAGCCUUUCUUCUGUUCUUACUGUGGGAAGAGUUUCUCUCUAUUAAGUAGCCUUAAAGCUCACCAGCGUAUUCAUACUGGAAAGAAGCCUUACACCUGUUCUGACUGUGGGAAGUGUUUCGUUACAUCGUCUAAACUUAAAAGACAUCAGAGAGUGCAUACUGGAGAGAAGCCUUUCUCCUGUUCUUACUGUGGGAAGAGUUUCCCUCAAUUAACUGUUCUUAAAGCUCACCAGCGCAUACAUACUGUUGAGGUGCCAUACUCCUCUUCUGACUGUGGAAAGAGAUUAUCUUAAUUAGGUCACCUUUAAGCUCACCAGCAUAUUCAUAUUGGAAAGAAGCCUUACACCUGUUCUGACUGUGGGAAGUGUUUCGUUAAAUCAUCUAAACUUAAAAGAUAUCAAUCAGUCAAUCAAUGAAAUGUAUUUAUAAAGCCCUUUUUACAACAGCAGUUACAGUUAGAGACAC
Molecule: messenger RNA, 2135 nt
Organism: Esox lucius (northern pike)
Lineage: Eukaryota; Metazoa; Chordata; Actinopteri; Esociformes; Esocidae
Product: zinc finger protein OZF-like
Exons: 3
Coding region: 485-1963 (492 amino acids)
Source: RefSeq, a predicted model, not a curated record